Messenger RNA from Osmerus eperlanus (European smelt), 2343 nucleotides. It is a transcript of the gene zpcx, whose product is annotated as zona pellucida protein C. The transcript has 9 exons. The record is from RefSeq and is a predicted model, not a curated record. Lineage: Eukaryota; Metazoa; Chordata; Actinopteri; Osmeriformes; Osmeridae. The coding region runs from base 125 to 2293 and encodes 722 amino acids.
CUGCGCAUUAGGGGACAAAUAGGUCCUUGAGGUAUUGCCUUGCGGGGUUUCUUUUACGGACCAGUUGUUAAGUCGGCGUAUAAACCAUUGCAGACAGUUGAAUAGUUGUUGAUUUCCUUCCAAGAUGAGGAUUUGGGUUGUGUUGCUCACAUUAUUUGUUUCAGUGACUUUUCUGCCCUUUGAGUCAACAUUGGAGCAGAAAUUUGGCAAACGGUCUCUGGGACUCCCGCAUAGUUUCUGGCGUUUUCCGAUGUUCACUUCGUCAGAUGAGAAUAGGAACGCCAUUCUAUAUGACCCCGUCGUCAGUUCUUGGCCCUUUGGAGCACCAGAUGUCAACAUGCUUGCUGAACUGGGACUUCUUAUGAAUUUACCCCACAUUCAGGUGAUGUGUGAUACAACUCACAUGUCAGUGCAUGUUGAUAUGCAAUUAAAUGGAGUUGAACUGAGCAGAGAGGAGUUGGUGCUUGGUGAGGGCUGCCUUAGCAAUGGACAUUUUGAAAACCAGCUUGUCUUUACAUACCAUCACUCUCAAUGUGGGACUAAUUAUUUGGAACGCAAUGGAAGGAAGGUGUUUUCCAAUCAACUUCACUUCAACCCCAAAGCUAGUAUUGCCACCUGGUGGCUGCCUCCGUUCAGCAUGCCCAUCUCCUGCACACCGAAGAGGUCAAAGCUCAGAUCUGCUACACAUAUUCCAACAUACCCUUCCCUUCCGGAGAAGAAUUGGGGCUUUUCUUUGAAAGCUAUGCAUCCAUCCUGGAUCCAUCCAGAAGAAUCAAACCUUUACUAUAGAGGCCAGAUUGUGCAACUGCAGGCAGCAGCCACAAUAGACCCUCAUCAAAGCCUCUUCAUCCAGUCCUGCUUCGUCUCUGUGUUCGCCGACCCAGUUGCUCGUCCAAGACUUGGGGUCAUAGUAAACAAGGGGUGCACAGCAUCUGUGGGGUCAGAGCAUGCUGUGGUGGCUCAGUUUGUGGCGUUCAGGCGACAUGAUGCUGUCAAUUUAAUUCUCGAAACCUCAAACCUACAAACGGAGCAGGUGUACCUACACUGUAGUGUAAUCAUCUCUGACAAGGGUGUGACCGCUGAUUCAAAAUGCUGCAACUACAAUUACUUAAAAUCCAGAUGGGUGGAGCUGAGUGGGGAUUUUGAUGUCUGCAGUUGUUGUGGCUCUAAGUGCAAAGGCUCUUCUAGUAGGAACAGUCAUAUUGCUGCCAAGGCAGUGGUCAGCUCUGGUCUGCUGAUUAUUGUGGACAGACCCAACCUUGAGCCUCGGUCUGUUCAUGAGCCUGACCACUCCUGCAGUCCUAUGGAAACCAAAUUUGUGCAGUCUGAUUCCAGUGACCCAGGUGCAUCUGUUCACAUGACCUCUUCUGCCAUACAUGGAGCCCCAGCACCUACAGCUGUGGCAGUAUCAGGUGACUCCUUCUCGGGUAGUGCCCUGGUGGAAAACACAAACCCAGAGGCACCCUGGUCUGCUCCAUCUAUAAUGAAUGACGUUGUGGUCAUCAGCCAGGACCUUGGGGAUACACUGACUAUGUGGGUACCUGGACAGUUGCAGGUCAAAGCUGACCUUGGUCAAACGGCAUAUCCAGUGCCAUCCAUGCAGAGUGAAGCACCAGCUGAAUCAGUCCAGAGUUCCUCCAUAAACUAUGAAAAAGAGGACCAGCUUUACCCACAAAAAAACACAGUAAAAAAGGAACAGAAGCACUCAAAUGUCAUCCCAUCCAUGGAAAAUGUCAUCCCAUCCAUGGAAAAUGUCAAUGACUUUGUACUGAGGGGUGCAGAGGGGGACAGUUUCAUGAAGGGAAUGGAUCUUGUCAGUUAUGGAUGGACACAGCCACUGGAUCUGACAGCAUCUUUCACAGAGCCGCAAAGAAAGCGAUCAAGUGGCAGAUCUAAGGUGCCUCGUAAGAAUGUGCACUCCUCCUACAGAAUGACGGGACAGGGCUUUCAACCACAGGCAAAGGACCACAUUCUGAAUAAGCUGACCCUGCUUGAGAACAGCCACAAUAUUGGAGACGAUGGUCUAGUUCUGGUGAAAAUUGAGAAAGUGGAGCCUGAGGUAUACGGAAGAGCAGCCGAUGACUCCCAUUCAGUGGUGAGGUCAAAUCUGCAGGUGUCUCGAGUCACGGAUGGCUCCCAGACAUUGAGCUAUAGGGAAGAAGUAAGGCACCCUGGACUGAGAGGGCUGACAACAUUUAAAAUGGAGGGCAAGGAUCAACAAAAGGGGCUGCAAGGAAAGGGUCUGGCUUUGUCCUUGUUGGAUAUACUGAGGAAAUUGGACAAGGCUGAAUAGUAAAUUGGACAAACCAGAUAUCUUCAUAAAAAUAAAUUGUUCACAACAAA